AUGCCUGCCGCGGCCAUGCCCGGCGGGGGUGCCGCCGCCCCUCGGCAGACCCCCCUGCUCGGACUGAUGGUCAUGCUCCUGGCCAGCCUCAUGGCCCUGGCCGCCGGCCAGCAGCCGGCCCUGCCGACCAGCGACUAUUGCAAUGGCCCAGGCGAGACCGCCUACUCCGGGGGCUGUUACCCGGCCCUGCGGCGCUGCCAGCGGUCCAUCUACACCCAGGCCGACCUCAUCUGCACCCAGUACAAGCCGGAGUACCACACGGUCGAUGGGUUUGGCUUCCUGGCGGAGGAGCUGCCGGACCUGGCGGUAUCCGGGGCCGGGCUCGUGCAAAUCGGCCCGGCCGACUGCUGGAACGUGGUGCCCGGCAAUUACCGGCGGUGCGCCGUGUGCCGGUUCCAGGCGGCCGGCGACGGCCUCUGCCGGCCGGAGCCCCUGGCCCAUGCCCAAUGCACGGCCCUGGCCCACCCCCACAUCAAUGAGGACUGCGCGGCGUGCGCGCCCGGGCACUGGCUGGACCUGGACCGCCGGUGUGUCGACACCUGCCCGGCGGCCAGCCACCUCGCCUGCGGGGCCCACUGCAUCCCGCGGCACCGGGUGCCGGGCGGCUUCGAGUGCGCCGCCUGGCCCAUGGCCACCAUGGCCCCGUCGGACGAUGAGCCGGCCGGCCGGCCGGAGCACCGGCACCUGCUCCGUUCCGGGUCCCAGGCCCAGCCGCGCGACCACCCGGCAUGA
Fonticula alba is the source of this 732-nucleotide messenger RNA. RefSeq lists its product as hypothetical. The transcript has 3 exons. The record is from RefSeq and is a predicted model, not a curated record. NCBI's taxonomy places the organism in Eukaryota, Rotosphaerida, Fonticulaceae. Bases 1 to 732 code for a protein of 243 amino acids.